This is a messenger RNA of Colletotrichum fioriniae, 687 nucleotides long. RefSeq lists its product as uncharacterized. Gene Ontology annotation, cellular component: extracellular region. NCBI's taxonomy places the organism in Eukaryota, Fungi, Ascomycota, Sordariomycetes, Glomerellales, Glomerellaceae. The record is from RefSeq and is a predicted model, not a curated record.
AUGAAGCUCACCACCGAGAUCACUCUCCUCACUCUGGCCAUGGGCGUCUUCGCCGAGCCCCCCACCAAGGUCGUCGCCGAGCGUGACCUGGCCACCAUCCAGGGCGUCAUCCAACAAGUCGGUAACUCACUGAAGGACCUCAACAAGGCUGUGGAGGGCUUCAACGGUGACCUCAGCGGCCUCGCCGGUGCCGCUGGCGCCUUCACCAACACCCUCAACCAGGGCACCCAGCAGGUCAUGGGCACGAGCGAGAUCACUCUCAAUGAGGCCCUUCAGCUCCAGCAGUUCGUCUCUGGACUCCAGAGCGAUGGAAACGCCCUCACCAAGAACCUCGAGAAGAAGAAGCCCGAAUUCGAGAAGGCCAGCCUUUGCGGCAUCAUCUCCUCACAAGUAGGCUCCGUUGGCGAUGGCGCCAAGAAGCUCAUCGACACUGUCGUCACAAAGGUGCCCCAGAGCGUUCAGUCCGUCGCCAGCCAACUUGCCGGCAGCUUUGCCACAACACUCUCAUCAACCCAGCAGUCUUUCGCCGCAGGAAACUGCACCAACGCAAACGGCAUGGGUGGCGGCGGCAACGGAACUUCCAACGGCACACCCAAGACUUCCUCCCCCGCCAAGGCUGGCGCCGCUACACUCUCCGUCGGCCUCGGUUCCAUCGCCGCGGCGGCGUUUGCUGUCAUGUUGCUGUAA